This is a messenger RNA of Colletotrichum paranaense, 2295 nucleotides long. Its product is annotated as flavonoid 3',5'-hydroxylase. Bases 1 to 2295 code for a protein of 764 amino acids. The record is from RefSeq and is a predicted model, not a curated record. Lineage: Eukaryota; Fungi; Ascomycota; Sordariomycetes; Glomerellales; Glomerellaceae. Gene Ontology annotation, molecular function: pyridoxal phosphate binding; heme binding; iron ion binding. The transcript has 4 exons. Gene Ontology annotation, biological process: biosynthetic process.
AUGGCUUUGUUCAGUUUUGGCAACAUUUUGCUGCUCUCUGCAGCCUAUGUGUUGUGGAAAUUACUUUACCAAAUCGUGUAUUAUCGCUUCUACCAUCCGCUAGCCAAAUUCCCCGGCCCUUUUUGGGGUUCGGUAACUCGACUGUGGAUAACAUAUCAUAAUGUUAAGGAGGAUGAGUGUCGGGUGAAUCAGGAGCUUCACAAGAAGUAUGGGCCUGUCAUUCGCAUUACACCUACCAUGUUGCUUGUCAGUGACGCAACCAAGUUACCGGAAAUCUACCACCGAAAUGCCAACAAGUCGCAACACUACAUCACCGGCAGUUUCGGAAAGACGGAAUCAUUGUUCAACAUGCAGGACCAUGCAGUUCAUGCUCGCUUCCGUAAGAUCGCUGCGGCGCCUUACUCUUUUUCAAACAUUCGGAAGAUGGAGCCUCUGCUUGACAAGCACAUCGAGCGCUGGAUGUCCAGACUAGAUGCAUUCGCUACUUCCGGUACCAAGAUGGACUUUGCUCCAUGGGCAGUCUACCUUGCUUACGAUAUUGUCUCUGAAGUUGGCUUCGGACAGCCUUUCGGUUUCAUUGAACAGGGGAAAGAUGUUGAGGGACUCAUCCAAGGUUUUCACGACGGCCUUGUGCCGUUUGGCAUACUGGCACGGUGCUAUCCGUUCACAAAUUGGGUCAAGAGCACUUUCUUGGGGAAAUACCUUGUCGCAUCGCCGGAGCAGGACUCUGGAAUCGGGACUUUGAUGAGAUUCCGAGACGGGCUUAUCGUUCAAAGAUUCAAAGACAUCGAGAAAGGGACGACAGAUGGACGUAUCGAUUUACUACAAACCUUCAUUGAAGCCCGGGACGAGGAUGGAAACCCUCUUGAUCUGGACUACAUCAAAGCCGAAAUCUUACUCGUCUUGCUUGCUGGAGCAGAUACUACGGGCACUGCAUUCCAGGCCUUCAUGAUGCAUAUCAUGACAAAUCCCGGCGUCUAUGAUCGUCUCAUGGCCGAGAUUGACGAGCAGACUCGAGCUGGUAAUCUUUCAGAGAUGCCUCAGUACGCGGAAGUCCAGGAACAUUGCCCAUUCUAUGUGGCGUGCAUUCGCGAAGCCAUGCGAUUGAAUCCUCCAGCGCCCAACAUCUUUCCUCGGCUUGCUGGGAAAGGCGGUAUGGAGCUUUACGGCAAGCACGUACCAGAAGGAGCUGAGGUUACUUGCAACCCGUGGCUGGUGCAUCGCGACGAGAAUAUCUUUGGUCCCGACGCUACCGAGUUCCGACCAGAGCGAUGGCUAGAAAGCGAGGAGAAGACAAAGGAGAUACUCAAGUACAACAUGGGGUUUGGAUACGGGGCCAGAGUUUGCCUGGGAAAAGACCUUGCAAUGAUGGAAUUGUUCAAAGGGCCUCUUCAAUUCUUCAGGACUUUCAAGCCAGAGAUCCUCAAUAGUGGAGAGCCUGUGGACUUUUGGCCUAUCGACCCCCUGGCCGCCGAGGCAGUCGACCACUAUAAGCGUGCUCUCAAAAAGGCAGCUAUGGGGUGCCAGCGAAUCGCAGGGCUUAUUGUAUCAAACCCACACAAUCCCCUUGGCAGAUGUUAUUCUCGCGCCAGCCUGCUCAACCUCAAGAGUUUCUGCUCCGAGAAUGGCAUGCACUUCAUCAGCGACGAAAUCCACGCCUUGUCGGUGUGGGAAAAUCAGGUGGACCAGGGGCCUGAACCAGCGCCUUUCACUUCAUGCCUGUCACUCACCUCAACUAAUUUAACACCCGACCGAAUCCACACGAUUUGGGGCAUGUCGAAGGACUUCGGCGCGAACGGGCUUCGGAUCGAGACUAUCAUCUCUCAGUCUAAUCUGUCUCUGCACAAAGCAUUAGUGGCUGUAGCUCUUUACAGCUCUCCAUCUUCUGCAUCGGAUGACAUCGCAGCUAACAUUCUCGAAGAUGAAAAGUGGUCAGACAUGUUCAUCCAGACGAACAGGACAAGGCUUGCCGAUAGGUACAGGCUUGUCGCGCAUUGGGCGAACACCCACGGCAUCCCCUACACGACCGGCGCGAACGAGGCUUUCUUCCUCUGGGCUGAUCUUGGGAGUGCUUGGAGAAGACACAAUCCUGGAACUGUCGAAGAAGAGGACCUGGAUGACUUCUUGAUGAAGCUCUUUUUGAAACACAAGGUAUAUGUUUCUUCGGGAAAAGACUUUGGUUCUGAGAGUGUUGGGUGGUUCCGUAUUGUGUCCUCUCAGGAUGAAACUCAGUUGCUUACUGGCCUGGAAAGAGUUGCUGCUGCACUAAACCCCAGGGUAACAGCCGUACUAUAA